AUGGUGGGUGACGGUGGUCACUUUGACGAGCUGACUCGACAACAUUUAAUCCAGACUACAAUGAGGCAGCAGCAAGAGCCGCCAAUGCUUUCGGAAGAAUCGUCCAAGACCGUUUCGUCGACACAACAGGAUACCCCACAUCAUCACGGAUUGAACAAUCUCUGCGAGGCGAUCCUUACUCGAGAAAUGGAAUCUAAGACGAAGGACUCGACGAUGGAACACAAGCCACUACCAGCUUCCUUACAAGUGAGCAGCCAAGCGCAAGCAGGACAGUCCAAUCUUAAAGUGCGAGCAUCCAAAACACGUCCAACGACACAACCAAGUCCUCCCAAUGCCUCUCCUUUUCAGUUCUCAACAAUGCUUGGUCACAGCGCAUUGCCCACCGCAGUCACCAUUGAUGACGAACCUAUGCAUCACCCAUGGCCUCCACGUCAACCGUUUGUACGGCUGUUUGGCAAUGGCCAACGUCCGCCGCAUCUUCCUUCUCCUUUCAUCCGACGCGACGAGCACAUGAACCAUCCUGCCCAAUUGUUCCGACAACCGUUCGUCCCUCAACCUGUCAAGACGACCUCGACGAUGGACUACGAAGUGUUUGAUGUGGACAAUGACACGGUCCUGCUGGAACAGCAGCAGCAGCGCCCUGUAACUCAACCCAGCAACGCAAUGUUCCCCAGCAAUCCCUUUGUAACGGGUGAUCCUAGUAGCUCGGCAAUGGGAAUAUUCCCUCCUCACGUGCGCUAUCCAGCAGUGCAACAACCACAGCAACAUCCAAUGCCAACCAACCGCUCUACGAUCGGACAAGAUGGUCAAUCGAUGCAUGCUCCAGUCGUUGUCCAAACGGGAUUUGGCCCGGCCCUGCUCCUACCGGUAUCGCCCUCCGUGAUGACUUCACCGCCGCCGUUGCGACUUUCCCCGAAUCCCUCGAGUUUUCAUCACAUGCUUCAACCAAGGGGCCCUGCACAAUCACCAAUUACGUCUGUGGAUGUUGAAGAUGACGACGACUCGACGGAGACCUCUAACGACGACGACGUAUCCAUCUUAUCGCCGCCAACACAACCAACCAAGGUUCAGGACACACGCUUUCAACGAUGGACCGAGGAAGAGGACCAGCUGUUGACCCGUGCUACCAGUGAGCAGGGUGGACCGCCGUACAAUUGGAAUCGCAUUGCUACCAAGUACUUUCCAACCUCUCGAACAGGACCACAAUGCAAGGCACGAUGGAAGAAAGCCCUCAAGCCUGGCCUGAAACGAGGCAACUGGGACCCGGAGGAAGACCGUCUGAUCGUGCAGUUGCACGCUGAAGGGCUCAAAUGGACGGAGAUUGCAGAACGGAUUCCUGGUCGUGUGCCCGAUCAUUUGCGUCAACGUUUCAUGAAUGCUUUGGAUCCGAAAAAGAAAAAGACGCCUUGGACCCAGGCAGAAAACAAGAUACUCUACGAAGCUCAGAAGCGCCUUGGGAACAAGUGGUCCGAGAUGUCCAAGCUCAUACCUGGUAGAUCCGAGAAUGAUAUCAAGAAUCGUUGGCACAAUGCCAAAAUGGCGCAGCGUCGCAAGCUCCGACGAAUGGCCAAUCAUAGUGCUCGUCGAACCCCCCUUGCCGGUCAAACCUCGUUGGGGACCCCCAUCGAUUCAGCUGCGAGUCCAUCUCCCGCCUCCAAAGCAAGCCCACAAGAUAUUUGCGCUCUCUGA
This is a messenger RNA of Seminavis robusta, 1689 nucleotides long. NCBI's taxonomy places the organism in Eukaryota, Bacillariophyta, Bacillariophyceae, Naviculales, Naviculaceae. The record is from the annotation of a GenBank genome assembly.